Molecule: messenger RNA, 937 nt
Organism: Ochotona princeps (American pika)
Lineage: Eukaryota; Metazoa; Chordata; Mammalia; Lagomorpha; Ochotonidae
Gene: C14H9orf153
Product: chromosome 14 C9orf153 homolog
Exons: 4
Coding region: 113-913 (266 amino acids)
Source: RefSeq, a predicted model, not a curated record
ACAAAAUCAGGAGCAUUCUCUUCUCCAGCGCUCAUCACUUCCUGGAGCUAGGAGCUCUCCCAUCUUUCCCUUCUGGUUAUUUUGCAAUUCAUGGGACUCAAAUCUCAGCAGAAUGUCCCUCAUUAAAAACAAAAGCCCAUCUACAGGCAAUGAGGCGUCCGAAGAUCUUGGCUACUCGCUGCCAGAAUUCUUUCAAUGUAUUGAGAAUUUUACUAAGGAAAGCAAGAAAUCCAGUCUCCUGAAGACUCAGGGUAUUUCACUGGUGGAGGCCCAGAAAAUGCUUACUCAAAAUGUGAACACUAUGUCCCUUGUCAGUGGCACCGGGGAAGAGAAACAACAGCCCAAGACAGUCUUCACGUGCAGGGUGGUGAAGAAAUCGGAGCGCAAGCCAGAGUCCAUGACUGAACUCCUGCAUCGCAGCCUGGUGUCCGACUCGCUCUUGCCCGUGGAGAGGCUCUUCCGGUCCCGCCAGAGACUCGUGCAGAUGGGCAUCCCACCCCCCAUGCACUCUUUUCCCUAUGACAUUCUCGUCGGUCACUCAAAAGCUUGGACUCUGAUCACCUCUGAGCAGGAAAUUUCGAAAGUCACAAUGCCACAAUGGACAGGCUUUCUCAGCAGCCCGCUGCCCAGGAAAAUCUGUGAAGACAGACUCCCUAAAGUCUUCUUGGUCUACCGAGAAAAACAAUUCAUAGAUCUAAAGGACCUGGAAUUGAAGUAUUUUAAGGGACUUGUCAAGUGGAGCCGCACUACUUCAAUUUCAUUUUCAAAAAUCAGCUAUGAUGCUGACAAGAGAUACGUGGAGAGCCGAGACAUGCCUGUCAUAUUCCCCCCUCUGACUCGUAAAACUCUGUUUGUUUAUCCUCAAGUUGAUUAUGAAAAAGAAGCAAAUUAUCGUCUGAGAUGGGAAAUAUAAUUCAUUAAAAUAUUCUGGAUAUGU